UUUCCGUGUCUCUGCUUUCUCUCCAUCAUCGCAGUUUCUUGUUGCUGUUUUGCAACGAAAACGAUAAAACGAGCUCAACGGUCGGUGAGACCCGAAUCCGGAUCCCAAACCCUUUUCAAAGCGACGGCAGCGGCGGCUCCGAUUAGCCUUCCGAAACUUUGCCCUCAUUCCCAAUACGGCAUGCUCUUCGAAUCUGUAAGUCUCCGGAUUGCUGAACCCAUUUGAUUGACGCGCAGCUCGGAAUCUUGAAAACCCUAAAAUUUGAUUGAAUUUUUGAGCUUUUUUGGGUGCUGCUCAAACCAUUAAUGGUGGAUUGUGUUUUUCCGUGCUCUUCCGUAUCUUGAAGGGUUCGAGAUUUUAGUUGUUUCUAGGGUUCUUGGAAACGUUGAGAAAUUUGGUGUCUUGCUGUUCGAUUUGAGCGGGAUAUUAGGGUUAGGGUUUGCUAUUGGGAGCAUUGUUGCUUCGGGAAGUUUGCUGUGUGGGAAUCUUAGGGUUUUUUAAUUUGUCGAAAUUCAAGUCGGGGGAAAGAUAGGCGUAUGCUAGAGGAUAAUGUGUAUACUUUGUGUGAUUCAGAAGUGGUCUCGCCGGGUUGCUACGAUGCUUCCUUGGUUAGUUAUUCCAUUAAUAGGACUAUGGGGUCUCUCUCAGCUUCUACCACCAGCUUUCCGAUUUGAGAUAACUUCGCCUAGACUCGCUUGUGUUGUUGUGCUCUUGGUUACUCUCUUCUGGUAUGAGGUUUUGAUGCCUCAGCUUUCGGCUUGGCGGGUGCGGAGGAAUGCAAUGCUUAGAGAGAAGAAAAGGUUUGAGGCAAUAGAGUUGCAAAAGCUGAGGAAAACAGCAACGAGGCGGUGUCGAAACUGCAAGACUCCGUAUAGGGAUCAGAAUCCCGGCGGUGGUCGGUUUAUGUGUUCGUAUUGUGGGCAUAUGUCAAAGAGACCAGUUUUAGACUUACCUGUGCCUGGGAUGGGACUCUCGAAUUCUGGGAUCAUCAAAGAGUUAGUUGAAAAGGUUGGAAGGAUAUUGACUGGAAAGGUGUGGUCUGAAAAUGGGUGGUUGGACGGUCAAGAUUCGUUGGAGAAUGGAAAUUGGGUCGGUGGUUCUAUUACUGGGAAGUCUAGUUAUUGCAGAAAGGACGGGAGCAGUGUUUUUGGAGGGGAUGAGAGUUGUUUGGCAGAGAAGUCGUAUACAGGUGUUGUUAAUUUUGCUUGCAAGCUACUAACUUCGUUUUUCUUGAGCGUUAGAUGGCUUUGGAGAAAGCUUUUUAGGAUUAGUACAUCAGGGGAGGAUGAUGCAUCUGACACAGACCAUAAUGGAUCGGCCAAAAGGGGCGAGAAUGGGGCCAACUUGAAUGAGAGUAGAGGAGAAAAGGCUCGCAGAAAAGCUGAAGAGAAGAGACAGGCUAGGAUAGAGAAGGAGCUUUUGGAGGAGGAAGAAAGAAAGCAGAGGGAGGAAGUUGCAAGGUUGGUGGAGGAACGCAGGAGAAUUAGGGAUGAGAAAAAGGAAGCUGAACGUGGGAAAUCAUCACCACCUGCGAGGGAAAAAGAUACUAAGAGAGAAGCAGAAAAGAAACGACAGGAAAGAAGGAAAGAGAAAGAUAAGGGUUCUAGCAAGAGCAACUCUGAUGCAGAAGAGCUGGAAAAGAGAGCAGGUAAGGAAAGUGAACGAAAGAGGGACUUUGACAAUAAGAGUGAUAUUGACCGCCGCCAACUUCUGAAAUCAGGGGCAGAUUUUCUUAAGGGACAAAGCACAGAGACGGGGCAUGGUAUAAAAAAUUCAUAUACAAACAAUUUUAUUCGGGGAAAUGCUGGAUCUAGGUACCUGGACCGCAUGAGGGGUACAAUUUUUAAUUCUUCAAAGGCCUUUGGUGGAGGUAGUUUCUUUGGAAAGGGUGCUAAUAGUACAGUGACAAAAGAAACCAAAUCUAGCAGUUCUGUAGAUCAUGUCCAUAUUUAUGCCCAGAAGAGAGACUUAUGUCCACCUGAGCGCGCAGCUGCGAGACCUUUGAUGAAUGGAGAUGAUAAGAGUGUCCACUGCCCUGUUCACUCAGAACCACAGUCAGGGACUGCACCUAAAAAAUCAUGGCAGCAAUUGUUUACUCGUUCAUCGUCCGUGCCUUCAUCAACAAGUGUAAAUGUAAUAAGUAGACCAAAUGCAAAGUCUCAGACAGAAGUUCAAAGUCCUCAGUUAUCUGGUCAGUCCUCGGCAAUACAAUCAUUUGAUAAUCCAAUCAACUUUGGGCUGCCAUCACCAUUCGCUUUAUCUACUACCUAUCCAAAAGUAUCUACUACCAGCAGUUUAGGUUUUUCACCUGCAAUUGAUCCCGUACUUCCUCGCAUUGGUGAAGGGCAUCAUGAACUUAUACCUGAGGAGCCAGAGCUUUUUGAAGACCCAUGUUACGUCCCUGAUCCAGUAUCCUUGCUUGGGCCAGUUUCUGAGUCACUUGAUAAUUUUCAAUUGGACAUGGGGACUGGUUUUGUGAAAGAUAUGGAAUUGGAGAGGCCUCGCACAUUGAAGAAUGGACCUGCUUCUUCUGAAGUGAACAAGCCAUCUCCAAUUGAGUCACCAAUGUCACGAGAAAAGCAUAAUAACUCUAGUCGCUUCCCUAGUACCCCAAAGGCCCAAGAUAUGCAUGCUUCACCCCUGGAUGAUGCAAAUGUCAAAGAUAAGGGAACGUGGCAAAUGUGGAACAGUUGUCCUCUUGGUCAUGAAGGUCUAGGUUUUGCAGGUGGCUCUCCAAGCUGGUUUUUGCCUCCAGAACUGAAUAGAUCAAACAAGGAUGAUCUCACACACCCUUCAUCAGUUUCACUAUUUACUACAGAAGAUCAGGUUGUUUCUGGCUCUCAAUCUCCUAAGAAUCAGAGCAUUUUUCUUGGCAAUGGCCAGGAUGGCAGAACUUUUAGCCCUGUCACUGGUUCCAGUGAUCAUGAUCCUUGGUUGCAGAAAGCCUUUUUUCCUCCAUUGUCAACCGCUGAAAACCAUUGUCCUCUCAGACCUCCGGGCGAAACUACAAAAAAUGAACUGAUUUUUGGGAGUCCCAUCAGAGCUACUGGAAACCAUCCAUUUGAGCUGUCUCAAGAGAACGGGUUGUCAAACGGAAAGGAAUGGGAUGAAUGUGCUGUGAAGGGAACGGGGGACGGUGUUGGAAAGCCAUCUAUGUUGAGGCCUCAUAGCAGGGGUCUGUAUCCCACCCCGAAUGUACAGCCGCUUUGGUAAAUUUUAAUUUAUAACAGAAAAUGAGAAAGAGUACGAGGGACAUGAAAAAAAGAAGGAAAAGAAAAACAGACCUCUUCUUCCUGUACUAGUGGGCAAAUGGCCUCUUUUGGUGGAGAGUUUAGAAAUACUGGACGCAUUGUAUCUUCCUGCUCCUCUUUAUAAGGGAGAUUGAUGUUUGCUUAACAUUAGCUUGGAUAGGAAUACCACGUGACAUGCAUGCUUUUUUCUCUUCAGGUAACA
Messenger RNA from Malus domestica (apple), 3453 nucleotides. RefSeq names its product stress response protein NST1-like. NCBI's taxonomy places the organism in Eukaryota, Viridiplantae, Streptophyta, Magnoliopsida, Rosales, Rosaceae. The record is from RefSeq and is a predicted model, not a curated record.